Molecule: messenger RNA, 649 nt
Organism: Paramecium primaurelia
Lineage: Eukaryota; Ciliophora; Oligohymenophorea; Peniculida; Parameciidae
Source: the annotation of a GenBank genome assembly
AUGCAAACUAUUGAAAGAUAAAAAAUAGAUGAUUUGCUAAAUAAUAAUAUGGUUGACGAAGCUUUGAAUUAUAUAAAUGAUUCUUUAAAUUUGUGCCCUAAUUCUGCUUCUGCUUAAACAUUAACAUUAAGAGGUAAUUAUCUCUGAAAUUCUAAUAGGAAAAAUCUUAUUAAUCAAAAAGUUAUAUGAUGAAGCAAUCAUUAAUUUGAAUUAGGCUAUUGAAUUAAACCCAUUUAUAGAAGAAUCAUUUUAUCUUAGAUGUAAAUUUGUUUUAUAAUUUAAAGCAAAAUGGUUUAUAAAAAAAAAAAUGUGGAAGGAAGCACAUGAAGAUUGUGAACGUGCUCUUAAAUUAAAUCCAAAUUAUGCUUUGGCAUAUGCAGGAUUGGGUAUAAUGAUAAAUAAUAAUUAGGGAUAUUGAUGGUAAAAUAAAGUAAAAAUCAUGAUGGACUUAUCUUUUUUAAAUAAGCCAUAGAAUUAGAUAAUAAUUGUUGCUUAGCUUAUUUUAAUUUAGGUUUUAAGGUUUUUUUAUUAUUUAGGGAAUCUAUAUUUUCAAAUUGAUAAUUAUGAUCCGGCAUUAAGAAAUUUAAAUAAGGCUAUUUAAAUUGAUGAAAAAUUUGCUAAUGCUUAUGAAAAAAGAGGUUUCAAUUGA